AUGAGACCAUUAGAAAACUUAACUUCAGAUUCUGUGUUUACAGAACAAGAAGUAAAUCAGAUUGAUACCUCUACGCCUAUCCCACAGGUAUCAAAUCAAAGGGCUCCCCAGUAGCUUGAACCAAUCAAGGUACUGAAGAGCUUUUCUUCGAAAUCAUCACACAAAACUUUCCUAGUCAGAUCAAGAAUCGAGGGAUAACACAACAUCGCUCGAGAAACUUGGAAUCAUUAGGAAACAGACCUUGAGAAUACUGAGGUCCAGGCGUAAACUCAAAUUUCUAUGAUUGAGCCGCCUGUUGGAGGUGAUUCAAACUCGCUAAAAGUAGUAAAAGUCUACGAUAAUAGCGAUUCUAAGUCUCUUAAUGAGCUUAGCCACGAAUUAAGCAUUAUGCGAAAAUUAGUUGGCAUUGAUUCUAACACGAUCUAAAACUUUGGCGCAGCCAACAUCAACUCAGAAACUGCCGCAUUCGUCGAUGAGUAGUUUUAAGUUCAUCAGUACCCUUAGGGCUACACGAUUUUAGUUCAAGAAUAUUGCAAAAAUGCUGAUUUGCUCUCUUUUGUCUUGAACGAGGGCAAUUAAAAAUAGCAAGCGGAAUGCUUGAACCAGUCUCUACUGAUCAGAAAAAUUAUAAGAUAGUUGGUUAAGACGAUUGAUUAAUUUCAUUGCAAACUCAAUAUGAGUCUCCUUAACUUAAAACCUUCCAAAAUUUUGUUGGAUCAGUCAUUAGGUCCGAAAUUCUACGACUUUAGAAGUUGCACUUCGAAUAUGUAUUCUCGAAUCAACAGAGAGAUGUUCAAAAUUGAUCAAUUAGAGUAAUCAGACUUAAUAUACCUAGCUCCAGAAGUAAUCAACGCUAAUCACAACUCCGAAUUAAGAGGAGACAAGAUUGAUAUGUUCUCCCUCGGCGCGAUGCUGUUUGUUUGCUUGUUUAAGCAAGCUCCUUUCAAAACAGCAAGUCCAAGGGACUCAUUCUACAAGUACAUCCACUCAAACAAGUUUAGUUUGUAGGAGAAAUUCUUUUAAUUUCAUCCUGCAACAAAAGGAUUAUAUAUUGACAGUGAUUUGAAGAGGUUACUAAUCUCACUGCUUGCUUAUGAUCCUUAGUAAAGACCGACUGCAAGCGAGGUAUUGGAAAACACUUGGUUUAAGAAGGAAGAAACUCAAUUAAACUCGGUACAUUAACAAUCGAAGACACAACAAGAAUCAUAGUUGUAACAGCAACAACUUUAACAAUAAUAAUGA
Stylonychia lemnae is the source of this 1242-nucleotide messenger RNA. The record is from the annotation of a GenBank genome assembly. Lineage: Eukaryota; Ciliophora; Spirotrichea; Sporadotrichida; Oxytrichidae.